This is a messenger RNA of Procambarus clarkii (red swamp crayfish), 1421 nucleotides long. RefSeq names its product leucine zipper transcription factor-like protein 1. Gene Ontology annotation, cellular component: cytoplasm. The record is from RefSeq and is a predicted model, not a curated record. Gene Ontology annotation, biological process: negative regulation of protein localization to cilium. NCBI's taxonomy places the organism in Eukaryota, Metazoa, Arthropoda, Malacostraca, Decapoda, Cambaridae.
GGUAUAUUCUUUAGUUAACUCAAUCCUAACAAAUUUAAGUUAGUCAAUUUUUUUUUAGUCAUCAGACUAGUAUUCUCCAGAUCCUGAACAAAUACUUUUAUGUACAGAUAUUACAGCAAAAUAUUACGAUAAAUAUCAGUCAUAUUCUCAAAGGAUCGCUUGUGAAUUUUUAAUUCUGAUGCUAUGUGAAAUCCAAGAAAAAUGUCACACUCGGUAAAUAUAUAUACUAUAAUCCUCACACCUGGCCGAGAGUAUGAUAAUUUAGCAGUCAAGUACCCGAGGUUAUAUCAUUCUGAACUAUUGAAAGGAAAUAUAAAAUUCCUGUUUGAACCGUCUGGCAGCCAUGGUGAGGUUUGUUGUGAUGGUAACCUAGCAACGCCGCCAGCAACAGUUGUUGUACAGCGGAGGUCGCUGGCUGCCAGUGUGUGUGUGUGUGCUGUAUAUUGGAACCUUCCCUAUUGUUUUUUUGCAGAUAUUGCGGGACAAAAAUGAGUGAGCUCGGCCUGAGUGAGGAGCACCGGACCUGCAUGUCGGGCUACCUGCGCUUCACUCGGUACCAGAGGGCCCACCGCCUCCGCUCCGUCGACGCCUGCUUCCAGGAUGUUAAGGAUUCCAGACUGGCGGAGGAGACGUACACGUCGGAGGAGGUGACGGAGAUGCUGGACGCCCUGGCGGACGUGGUGAGAGCGGAGGUGGAGACGGAGCUCAUCCACGCCUCCCACACCACCUCCCUCCUCCUGGCCAAGCUCUUCACGCAGGCCCAGAAGUGGCACCUAGGCCUCUCCGUCGACACUUCCGAUCUAGAGAACCAGGAACUUCUGGACGAGAUAAAGAAGUUUGAGGACCAAGAACUUCAGCACCGUCCCAGCAUGGAGCUGCCGUCGCCCAAGAGGAGGACCCUGGCGCCGCUCACGGAGGGCGAGGGACCCGUGGGCCUCCUGCAGGCGGAGAUACAGAGACUCUCACGACACAACGACGAACUGACGGUGAAGUUGAAGCAAGCAGAGACCAGGGCGACGGAGGCGACGAAGGGGAGGACAGAGAUGAGCCUGAACCUGCAGGAGGCGCGCGAGGAGCUCAACAGACUGAAGCAGGCGGUAGCCAGCAGGCCCACCACUGAUGACUUCACCGAGCUAGUGGAGGAGGUGGAGAAGAUGAGGCUACAGCUGGCGACGCAGGAGGUGGUGAAGGAUACCUCACACGACCAGCUGGCCACUGACCUCACCAUCUCCAGGCAAAGCCUCCUGCAGGUCAAGGCGCAGCUGCAGCUGGCAGAGAAGGAACUGGAGAGGAAGUUCUCCCAGACCGGAGCCUAUCAGAACAUGAAGAAGAUGCUGAACAAGAAGAACGAACAGAUCAAAUCCAUGAGGAAAAAGUUAGAAGUUUAUGAGCCUGGUUCCGAAGACGUUACCGAGGACUGA